This is a messenger RNA of Aspergillus nidulans FGSC A4, 1980 nucleotides long. RefSeq names its product protein ste7 (gene ste7). The record is from RefSeq and is a predicted model, not a curated record. Bases 1 to 1620 code for a protein of 539 amino acids. NCBI's taxonomy places the organism in Eukaryota, Fungi, Ascomycota, Eurotiomycetes, Eurotiales, Aspergillaceae. The transcript has 4 exons. Gene Ontology annotation, molecular function: protein kinase activity; transferase activity; ATP binding. Gene Ontology annotation, biological process: MAPK cascade.
AUGGCCGAUCAAUUCAAAGCGCGAACCUUGAAGCGUAAAAACGUCAAGGGUCUUGCCCUGAACGCAGCUCCGAAGUCUACGUCGACUUUGUCUAAUGGCGAUUCUCAGGUUCCCGGCGCCGCUGGCAACGGCGAAAGCAACCGCACUGAUACCCUGGAGAUUGGUUUGGAGUUCAGGUUGGAUUUGCGCAGCGAGGACCUGAUUACCCUGAAAGAACUCGGUGCCGGAAAUGGAGGGACGGUCUCUAAAGUCAUGCAUGCUUCGACCAAGGUCGUCAUGGCUCGGAAGAUUAUUAGGGUCGACGCAAAAGAAAACGUCAGGAAGCAGAUUCUGCGGGAGCUUCAGGUGGGUCACGAUUGCAACUCUCCAAACAUAGUGACCUUCUAUGGAGCGUUUCAAAACGAAGCAAGAGAUAUUGUGUUGUGCAUGGAAUAUAUGGAUUGUGGUUCACUUGAUCGGAUUUCCAAAGACUUCGGGCCCAUCCGUGUGGAUGUUUUGGGAAAAAUCACAGAGUCGAUUCUGGCGGGCCUUGUCUAUCUUUAUGAAGCCCAUCGUAUCAUGCAUCGCGAUAUAAAACCAUCCAAUGUCCUUGUGAACUCUCGAGGCAACAUCAAGCUGUGCGACUUUGGAGUCGCAACUGAAACAGUCAACUCUAUUGCGGACACGUUUGUUGGCACUUCAACUUACAUGGCCCCCGAACGUAUUCAAGGCGGUGCCUAUACUGUUCGCUCGGAUGUUUGGAGUGUAGGUUUGACAGUCAUGGAAUUGGCUGUCGGCAGGUUUCCUUUCGAUACGACAGAUUCCGCUGCUGGAGACCGAGCCAGCGCGGGACCCAUGGGUAUUCUGGAUCUUCUCCAGCAGAUUGUCCACGAACCCGCUCCCAAACUGCCAAGGAGUGACGCCUUCCCGCCGGUUCUGCAUGAGUUUGUCGCAAAAUGUCUACUCAAAAAAUCUGAGGAACGACCGACGCCCCUUGAGCUAUAUGAGAAGGACGCAUUCCUUGCUGCCGCCAAACGGACCCCAGUCGACCUCCAAGAGUGGGCUAUCAGCAUGAUGGAGCGACAUAACCGGAAGUCUUACUUAGCACCCCCAGCGCCGAAAUCACUCAAGGAGACAAGAGAGUCUCCAUCGCCUGCCCAAGCCCCAUCGCCCGUCCAAAAACACGGUACCAGCAGGCCAUCCCGCGGCACAACCGGGGAAAUUCCUCUCAAUGUAGCUCGCGACAGCUCCUCGCAUCAACGGCAACAUGCACCCCAGAGCCAAUCGCACUUUUCUUCGAAUCCGUCGCAUUAUUCUUCGAACUCAUCUCAUUACUCUUCGCGUUCGUCCCGCUCCUCACCACCAAUCUCAUUGGAGCACCUCUCUCUUGAGUCCAAACAAGAUGAGCACCGACCUACUCGUCGUCCCUCCCGAACCCCCCUAGGCGACUCGAGCUCUAGCUUAGAUCAGUCCCUACGACCUUCUAUAGGCUCUCGUUCAGCUAGCUCGCAUAACACCAACUCGCGAAUGCCGCUACAGAGCACGGCCCUGCCUUUCCGUGUUGCACCUACGCCUGGUGGAUAUCCCACCCCCAACUCAACAUCCUGGCAGCGGCGCGGCGACCAUAUGGGGGCCCUCUAAACUAUUCAUGGGCCCCUUCCAUAGUUCGCUUUCUUCGAAUUACCAGCUAAAUUCUUGACGGGCCACCGUGUUUCUGAUGACUUGCAUCGGCAGGGCGUAAUCGUUCUUCACCAUUUGUGUUUACUCCCUUUUCAUGCAUCUUUUCUUUCUUAAUCCGGUCUCUUCUCCUUUCCUCCUUUCUUUUCUAUUUUUUAACAUUGGCUGUACACCUUGGGAGUCGGCUCAUGGUUGAACACUUCAUCGUCAUCUCAUUGUAUCUCGAGGCUGGAACUCUUGCAUCUGUCUUAUUCUGGAUCUGCAUCCCUGAACCACGUUGGCUAGUUUAUGCAAUCAAAUCCAGCGAAGAAUGCACGUCACUGC